This is a messenger RNA of Amborella trichopoda, 5448 nucleotides long. Its product is annotated as ABC transporter C family member 14. Gene Ontology annotation, molecular function: ATP binding; ATP hydrolysis activity; ABC-type transporter activity. NCBI's taxonomy places the organism in Eukaryota, Viridiplantae, Streptophyta, Magnoliopsida, Amborellales, Amborellaceae. The record is from RefSeq and is a predicted model, not a curated record. Gene Ontology annotation, biological process: transmembrane transport. Gene Ontology annotation, cellular component: membrane.
AUCAUAAAUGAGGGCCCUUUCGAUAUAUUCAAGAAUAACAGUGGCUUUUUUCUCAUUGGAAUGGAUACCUAUAGAUUCACGUCUCGGGGUUUCAGUUCCUGGGCAACAAUAAAUCUUCAGUUCCGCGGUUCAGCGCAGAGCCUGCCCCAGACAAACUUCAUUGGACGGUUUUGCCCCUCCCCCAAAACCUCCUCUCUCUGCUCCUGCUAAAAAAAACCAGCAUAAUAAUAAGGCCUCUCUCAGGGAAACCAUGUGAAAUUUCAACAACAUUCAAUUGAGAGACAAAGAAACCCAGUGGAAGAAAGAAACAGAGAACACCUUUGGAAGACUUGAUAAGGUCUUUGAUGUUCUACUCAAGGGAGAGAAAUGAAAAGAGACUGAAAAAUUCAGAUGAUUCAUAGAACUUGCAAUACUACAUAGGCACACAUUUAUUAGUCAUGUCUUGGAUCAGUUCUUCAUCUUGUUCCAGUCCUUUUUAUUCAGAGACCCCACCUUCCUCAAGCCUUUUGGCUACUCUCUACUGGUUAAGAUUCAUUUUUCUCUCUCCAUGCCCACAAUUCUCUCUAGUCUCCUCCGUAAAUCUCAUUUUCCUAAUAACCGUUUUCGGUUUUGCUCUUAAAAGGCUCUUUUCAAGAAGAACCCGUUUGCCACCUUCCACCAUUAAAGCUGAAAGCACCAAUACAAAGACCAGUUUUGUAUUCAAACUGAGCUUGGGUUUAACUUUCUUGCUUGGCCUUGUUUAUUUGGUUUUCUCUAUCUCGCUUUUUUCCUCAAAAAACAUUGACAAUUCAUGGAAAUUUAAGCAGGGAGCUCUCUGCUUGUUCCUUUCGAUCUCUUAUCUAGUGUUUUCGAUUGUUAUAGCUCAUGAGAAGAGGUUCAGGGCAACUGUUCAUCCUCUUUUGAUACGGCUUUGGUGGGGCUUGAGCUUUUUGCUGUCUAUUUUGCUCUCAAUCUCUGGAAUCAUCAGAUUCAGCAGCAAAAACCUGGACCAUAGUCCUGAACUAUGGCUUGGAGAUAUAUUGACUUUCAUAUCUCUCCUAGUUAAUGCUUUUCUCUUUCUGGUAGCCAUCAAAGGCUCCACAGGCAUAAUCCUAAUCACCUUAAAUGAAAAAUCAGAAGAAGAAAAACUAAGAGAACCUCUUUUAUCGGAGGCUCAUUGUAGGGGCACUCAGGCCAUUCAAACUACUCCUUAUCACACAGCAGGGUUUCUUUCUAGAGCUACAUGGACAUGGAUGAAUGAUUUGAUAAGGAAGGGCUAUAAAUCUCCAUUAAAGCUUGAAGAUGUACCAGCACUAGCUCCAGCUGAUAAGGCAGAGGCCAUGUGUGAGCGAUUUGUAUUGAAUUGGCCAGGAACUGAAUCAAAACACCCAGUUAGGACUACUUUACUCAAAUGCUUCUGGCCCAACCUCUCUUUCACUGCUGUGUUAGCCAUAUUGCGCCUUUGCGUAAUGUAUGUUGGCCCUGUUCUCAUCCAAAGUUUCGUGGAUUUCACUUCGGGGAAGAGAAGCUCUCUCUAUGAAGGCUAUAUAUUGGUUUUGAUCUUGUUGGUUGCUAAAUCUGUUGAGGUUAUUUGUUCUCAUCAGUAUAAUUUCCAGUGCCAAAAGCUGGGAAUGCUUAUACGGUCCACUCUCAUAACCUCUCUUUAUCAGAAAGGCCUACGCCUCUCUUGCUCUGCUCGCCAAGACCAUGGAAUAGGCCAGAUUGUGAAUUACAUGGCUGUUGAUGCUCAACAACUCUCUGAUAUGAUGCUUCAGCUCCAUUACAUAUGGCUGAUGCCUCUUCAAAUAGGGGCCGCACUGGCACUCCUUUAUGCAUUCUUGGGGCCAGCUGUUGGAGUUGGUUUUCUUGGCGUGGUGGUGGUCAUGGUGUUUAUUCUGAUGGGGACCAAGAGAAACAACAGGUACCAGUUCAGUGUGAUGAAGAUGAAGGACCUCAGGUUAAAGGCAGUGAAUGAGAUGCUUAAUUACAUGAGGGUGAUCAAGUUUCAAGCAUGGGAGAACCAUUUCUCCAAGAGGAUAAAUGAUUUGAGAGAUUCUGAAUUCUCUUGGGUCAGCAAGUUCUUCUACUCAAUUUCUGGCAAUGUUGUGGUGCUUUGGGCCACCCCAUCUCUGAUUUCAGCCUUGACAUUCUGGGCAUGCAUUCUUUUUGGUGUAGAACUCACCCCUGGAAGAGUUUUCACUGCAACUUCUUUCUUCAAGAUAUUGCAAGAUCCUAUAAGGAACUUUCCACAAGCCUUAAUAUCACUUUCUCAAGCCAUGGUUUCUUUGGAAAGGCUGGAUAAGUAUAUGAUAAGUAAGGAACUAGAGAGAGAUGGGGUUGAGAGAGUGGCUUAUGGUGAAGAGAUAGCUGUUGAAGUGAAGGAUGGAGAGUUUUCAUGGGAUGAUGGAGUGAAGGAGGGGGUGAUUAAGGGGAUAAAUAUGGAGAUUAAGAGGGGUUGUUUAGCUGCUAUUGUGGGGACUGUUGGGUCUGGGAAGACCUCCUUGUUGUCUUGCAUUUUAGGAGAGACACCAAAGCUUUCUGGGAAGGUAAGAGUGAGUGGUAGCACUGCAUAUGUGGCCCAAACUGCAUGGAUACAAAAUGGUACCAUCCAAGACAACAUACUAUUUGGUUUGCCCAAGGAUACUGAGAGGUACAAGGAGGUGUUAAGGGUUUGUUGCUUAGAGAAAGACUUGGAGAGCAUGGAAUUUGGAGACCAAACAGAGAUUGGUGAGCGUGGGAUAAACCUCAGUGGAGGCCAAAAGCAGAGAAUUCAGCUUGCCAGAGCUGUCUACCAUGAUUCUGAUAUCUACCUCCUUGAUGACAUCUUCAGUGCAGUUGAUGCCCACACCGGUUCUGAGAUCUUCAAGGAAUGUGUACGAGGGAUUCUCAAAGAGAAGACAAUCUUACUGGUCACUCAUCAAGUUGACUUCCUACAUGGUGCCGAUCUCAUUAUGGUCAUGCGUGAUGGUAGGAUCAUGCAAUCAGGGAAGUAUGAUGAGCUUCUCCAGUCCGGAACCGACUUCCAAGCCUUAGUUGCUGCCCAUGACACAGCCAUGGAGCUCGUAGAGUCAAGCUCAUCUUCACAUAAUCCUCCCAACUCUCCUCACCCUUCUCCAAGAGAAACACCCUCUCCAAAGAGCCCAAACACUAAACCAAAGGUUUUGGAGAACGGGUCAGUGAAUGGAGAAGCUCAUGAGAAUGAAUCAAUGAAUGGAGAGACUCAUGAGGAAAAGAAGUCAAAUAACCGAACCGCCAAGCUCAUAGAGGAAGAGCAAAGAGAGACUGGACAUGUUAGCUGGAAUGUGUACAAGCUUUAUCUAACUGAGGCCUAUGGGUGGUGGGGGCCAUUGUUUUUGGUUGCCUGCCAAAUUUUGUAUCAAUUGGCAAUGAUGGGUGGUGACUACUGGCUUGCAUUUGAGACAUCAGGGACUGGUUCAAGUUCAUUCAAUGCCAAAAUUUUUAUUGGGGUGUACAUUGGGCUUGCUAUGGUUGCAUUUGUGUUCAUGGCGCUUAGGAUUUUUGGUUUAGCUGCCAUAUUUCUCAAGACUGCACAGAUCUUCUUCAACCAGAUACUCAAUAGCAUACUGCAUGCCCCUAUGUCCUUCUUUGACACAACCCCAUCAGGCCGGAUCCUUAGCCGGGCUUCUACUGAUCAAACAAAUGUGGACCUCUUUCUACCAUUCUUCUUUGGGAUGGCGCUUAGUACAUUGUUGGGAGUUUUGAGCAUCAUAGUAGUUACAUGCCAGGUCGCAUGGCCAACGAUUUUUGUCAUACUUCCAUUAGCUUGGUUAAACAUCUGGUGCAGGGGCUAUUAUCUAGCCACCUCACGAGAGCUUACUCGGCUUGACUCCAUAACGAAGGCGCCAGUCAUUCACCACUUUUCUGAGAGUGUGGCUGGGUUUGUGACAAUCCGAUGCUUUAAGAAGGAAGCUGAAUUUGUGCGCAUUAAUUAUGAUCGUGUUAAUGCUAACUUACGUAUGGAUUUUCACAACAAUGCGUCGAAUGAAUGGCUCGGAUCACGCCUUGAGAUGAUCGGAAGCUUCAUCUUCUGCUUCUCUGCACUCGUCAUGGUCUUGCUUCCUUCCAAUGUUAUCAAACCAGAGUAUGUGGGGCUCUCUCUGUCAUAUGGUCUCUCUCUAAAUACUGCACUAUUCUGGACAAUAUGGGUGAGCUGCUUUCUCGAGAACAGAAUGGUAUCAGUGGAGAGGAUAAAGCAAUACAGCAACAUAGAGUCUGAGGCACCCUGGAAAAUAAAGGACUCUCUUCCAUCACCGCAAUGGCCCAUACAUGGAAAUAUGGAUAUCAUAGACUUGCAGGUUCGGUAUCGGCCAAGCACACCAUUGGUUUUGAAAGGUAUCAGUCUUAGUAUCAAUGGAGGAGAGAAGAUUGGUGUGGUUGGGCGGACUGGGAGUGGGAAAUCCACAUUGAUCCAGGUGUUAUUUAGGAUUGUGGAGCCAUCAGGAGGUAAGAUUGUAGUCGACAAUGUUGAUAUAAGCACACUGGGCCUCCAUGAUCUUCGCACUCAAUUCGGAAUCAUACCUCAAGAGCCAGUCCUGUUCGAGGGCACUGUGAGAAGCAACAUCGACCCCAUAGGGUGUUAUACUGAUGAGGAAAUUUGGAAGAGCUUGGAGAGAUGCCAACUGAAAGAGGUCGUUGCUGCAAAACCCGAUAAACUUGACACUUCUGUGGUUGAUAGUGGUGAAAAUUGGAGCGUGGGACAGAGGCAACUUCUUUGUUUAGGGCGUGUCAUGCUAAAGAAAAGCCGAAUUCUGUUUCUUGAUGAGGCAACUGCUUCUGUCGACUCACAAACAGAUGGGAUCAUUCAAAGAAUUAUUAGAGAAGAUUUCGCAAAGUGUACCAUCAUCAGCAUUGCUCAUAGAAUACCCACUGUCAUGGACUGCAAUAGGGUCUUAGUUAUUGAUGCGGGUUUGGCCAAGGAAUUUGAUAAGCCAUCUCACCUGUUAGAACGACGCUCGCUAUUUGCAGCACUGGUUCAAGAGUAUGCAAACCGUUCAUCCAAUCUAUAGACAGUUCGUAUUACCAUAUGGUAUUGGUUAUGGUGCAAGUUGGUUCAACCUCUUUCCAACCUCAAGUUUUGACAUGAAUUUCAAUGAAAUCGGUUGACAGUUAUAAAAACCAGAUAUUGAUUUUAGUUAUAGAAACUAGAUAUUGAGUUUUCUUUCUUGUAUAUUAAAAGAUAUUACAAAAAAAGAAUUGUAACUAUGCAAAUAUCUGGUAAACCAGAGAGAGUAAUCUCUAUGAAUGAGAUACUGGUUUACCCUCUGUGGACUUAGGUACUAUUGCCGAAGCUUAUAGUAUGUGCCUUGUUGAUUAUUCUUCUCUCUCUUUCGUCUGUAUUUCUUUUAUUGCAAAUUUUAUAUGGUAUCAGAACAGAUGUCUUUAGAGAUGUAUGUAAAUAUCUUGUAAAUCAGAGUAAUCCCUAUGCUCAUAGUAUGUGUCUUGUUGAUU